Symbiodinium necroappetens is the source of this 368-nucleotide messenger RNA. NCBI's taxonomy places the organism in Eukaryota, Dinophyceae, Suessiales, Symbiodiniaceae. The record is from the annotation of a GenBank genome assembly.
GUUGGGCCGCUGCCACCUUAUGCACGGCCAAAGCGCGGGUCCAGAGGUUUGGCUGCCUUCGCCCACUGGACCUGCUCCGCCUUGGUAGGGCCAGUCGAUGCCAGCACGCACAGCUGAAGGACUUGGUGUCGUUGCUUUGCAUCCCCACCGCCCUAGGCCACCGCCUUGGCAAAGCCGCUCGGGCUCUGCGGCAGGAGCUGGCCCGAGCCGGCUGGAGCGAGCCUCGCAAGGAGAAGUUUGUGCGAGAGAUGGCCGCUAGCUUCGAGCAACGCGCUCGUGAGUUCCAGCGUCAGAGCGACAUCAACUCCGCCCUGGUGAGGGGAGGAGCUGCCCCUGCCUACACUCUCUCGGCAUCAAGCGGCGACGAG